Messenger RNA from Thelazia callipaeda (thelaziosis nematode), 2211 nucleotides. The record is from the annotation of a GenBank genome assembly. NCBI's taxonomy places the organism in Eukaryota, Metazoa, Nematoda, Chromadorea, Rhabditida, Thelaziidae.
AUGGGAAAUACAAAGUCAUCGGAAGGCGUUGACGAUGUGUUACGGAAGCAAAAAAUCUCAGAGUCGAGACCAAAACUUUAUGAUUUAGUAGACGUUCACGGUGGUGGAGAUUUGAUACCAUGGAUGAGAUAUAUGAAACAUACUGGUGAUUCAUCAAUUAUUGACGAAUUUAUUGAAACUAAGCUGAAAGAUUUUAUGUACAAUUCUGGUAAGGGUAAAAUGGUAUCCGUUGCGGAAUUAGUAAAAAUUCGCAAUAAAGAACGAAAUGCAAUGCUUAGUGCAUUAAAACGAAAAAAAGGUAAAGGUAAAAGUGGUCCAAAUAUUCUCGAUGAAUUUCAACAAGAAGGUGAAAAUCAAGGUGAUUUGAAAAAAGCUUUGAAAUUAUUAGAAGGAGGCGGAAGAGGAGGAAAGGGUGAUUCUAAGUAUCGUGAAGUAACGUGGAAAUUGGAAGAACGUGGAUUAAUGGGCGAAAAUCUUGUUGGAAUUUGCCUUUUACAAGGAACAGCAAUUCAUAAUCAACUUGCAAUCAAAUUAAUUAAAGCUUAUCCAAAGCUUGUCAACGAUAUAUUUAUUAGCGAAGAUUACUACGGACUUUCUCCGCUGCAUCAAGCAAUUAUAAAUGAAGAUCCUGCAAUGGUAUUAUUUUUGCUUCAACAUGGUGCUGAUUCUAAUCAACGUUGUUAUGGAGCAUCUUUUUGUCCUGAUGACCAGAAAGCCAGCCGUACUGAUUCUUUGGAGCACGAAUUCGUCGAAAUGAAUUUGAAAACUACCUAUAAUUCUCGAAUGUAUUUUGGCGAAUAUCCGUUAUCAUUUGCUGCUUGCAUUAACCAAAAUGACUGUUACCGUAUAUUGUUAGCAAAUCAUGCUGAUCCAAAUCAGAAGGAUACAAAUGGUAACACUGUCCUUCAUCUUACUGUAAUCCACGACCAACUUGAUAUGUUGAAGCUGUGUUAUGAUACAGGUGCUAAACUGCAAGUAAUGAAUAAUCAAAAUUUAACACCACUGACAUUAGCAGCUCACUUGGGAAAAAAAGAAAUGUUUGAGCAAAUUCUAAAAUUAGAAGCAGAUGUUUUAUGGAUAUACGGCGAUGUGAGUAGCUAUGCCUAUCCACUGGCAGAAUUAGACACUAUUAAUCAAGAAACUGGAGAACUUAACGAAGAUAGUGCUUUAUCAUUGAUCGUUUACGGGGAAACAACUAAACAUUUGCAACUUCUUGAUGGCUUGGUAACUGAUCUUUUACAAGCAAAAUGGGAAGCAUUUGGGCGAGUAAGACUUGCGACUUCGUUUGGUUGCUAUUUAUUCUUUUAUAUUUGUAUUUUUACAGCAUUUAUGUGCCGACCAUUCUCGAUGACAACUAAAAUUAAAUUUCAGAAAAAUACUUUUCAGAAAUCGUUUCCCGCGAAAAUUGCUUACAAAAUAUCAUUUAUUUUGAUUAUUUUGGUAAUACCAUUUCGUAUUUUGUGCCCUUUCACACCAAUGAUGCUCUUUUUUGACAAUGCACUCACUCUUCUUAUCGUUCUAUUCACUGGCGUACAUUUUUUAUUUUAUUCAAGAGCUGUCAAAUUUAUUGGACCGUUUGUUUUAAUGAUAUACACAAUACUAUCACGUGACCUCAGCCGAUUUUUACUCAUUUAUUCAAUUUUUUUAAUCGGUUUCUCACAAUCAUUUUACAUCAUAUUUCUAUCAUGUGCACGUCAGAAAGCUAAAAAUGAUGUAAUUAAUAUGUCAAACGCUACUCACAUAAUGGACCAUCCAAUGGAAGCAACUUUACGAAUUUUUAUUAUGACUAUUGGGGAGUUUAUGGUUUUUUACCGGACAAUGGUCAAUUUAUGUGAAAGAAAGAUGAUGGUAUAUAUUGGGAAGGCUAUGUUUACUAUCUACCAAUUAUUCGUGAGUGUUAUGCAACUGAAUCUACUGAUUGCUAUGAUGGAACGAACGUAUGAUUUGAUUUCUCGAACGCAAACUGAAUGGAAACGACAGUGGGCCCAAGUUAUUCUUAUGAUAGAAUUAUCACUUAAACCAUCAGCACGCCUUUCCGCACUUCUCAAAUAUUCUAGACCGAUUGGUACUGAUAAACGAAAACGAGCAUUUGUAGUCGUCCGAAAAACAACGGUUUUUUUUUUGUCGCGAAUGAAUUUUAUAAUUUAUCAACAUUUCUCGAUAGUUAUUGAAGAAAAAAACAAUUUAUAUUCUUUAGAUAGAGCAGUAUAG